Molecule: messenger RNA, 267 nt
Organism: Pipistrellus nathusii (Nathusius's pipistrelle)
Lineage: Eukaryota; Metazoa; Chordata; Mammalia; Chiroptera; Vespertilionidae
Source: the annotation of a GenBank genome assembly
AUGGCGGCCUCGGAAGCCGGACGUCGGAGCUGGUGCUUGCGCCCGGAGAUGCCGUCCGCCACCUUCUUCACGGUGCUGAUCUCGCUCCUGGUGUCCGGGCCCCGCAUGCUCCUGCUCCUGGAGCAGCCGACCCUGCCGCCCUCCGGCCUGGCUCUGCGGUCCGAUUACCUGCACGGCUGGCAAGCCACUAUGGAAGGAGAGGUCAGGAUUACAGCCGAGGAGACUGGCAUACAGAGUGUUAAGGGACACCCACUCAAUCCACCCUGA